UCCCCUCCUAACCUCUUCACAUGGAAAUUGGCUGCUCGGGCACAUGCUGUUUUUCUCCCAAGCCGUGUGUCAGGGGGGCUAUUAACACUCGCUCUUGCAGCCGGUUCCCCGGGCCAUUUGGGAUGUGCACGCGUUCACACCAGCGCACGGCCCGCGGUGCCUUCACGCGCUGCCGUUUUGUUUAUGUGGAGCUGGGGGCAGCCGGGGUGCGAAGGUCUGCAAGCGCAGCGGGCCGUGGGGACUAGAUAAAGCCCGGCUGCCACGCCGAAGCGGUCGCGCUGCCAUGGACGCCGCCGAGAGCGCCGAGCGCGCGCACAGCCCAGCGUGCCCAUCCCCGCGCAGCCUCAACCCGCCGCCAACGCAGCCUGGGUACCUAUCAGCUCGGAUCCGUCCCCGCGCACUCUCCACCCUCGCCCCGUGCCCGCCGCUGCCCGCGGAGCCAGAGGACCGCCUGGCCCCGGCUCAGCCCCACGCACCCUCCACCUCAGCCCUCGCCCUGUGCCCGCUGCCCUUGCCCGUGCCCAGUGUCCGUGCUCCGUCCUAGUUGUGUCUGGUGGCCGGGCUCACGUUUUUUAUGCGUGGCUUGCGCUUGCCAUCCUGCAGGUCGGAGGGCUUCUGGAGACCUUGGCUUCGAACCCCAGGCGAGAAAGAGGAGCGGGCGGAGCCCCAUGCUGCAGAGGCGUUGCCCAGUGGCCCUGAAGUGACUGAAGCCUCGGGGAAGCCUUCUCAAUACCGACACCCUGUCAGACUGUUCUGGCCCAAGUCCAAGUGUUAUGAUUACUUAUAUCAAGAAGCAGAAACUCUUCUGAAAAAUUUCCCAAUUCAAGCUACGAUUUCGUUUUACGAAGAUUCUGAUAGUGAAGAUGAAAUUGAGGGGCUGGCAUGUGAAAAUCAGUCUAAUUAGUUACUUCUCGUGACAUAUGAACUGUGGAGGAUUUGACUUUUGUGUAUAA
Messenger RNA from Peromyscus leucopus (white-footed mouse), 953 nucleotides. It is a transcript of the gene Ripply2, whose product is annotated as ripply transcriptional repressor 2. The transcript has 3 exons. The record is from RefSeq and is a predicted model, not a curated record. Gene Ontology annotation, biological process: negative regulation of transcription by RNA polymerase II; embryonic pattern specification. NCBI's taxonomy places the organism in Eukaryota, Metazoa, Chordata, Mammalia, Rodentia, Cricetidae. Gene Ontology annotation, cellular component: nucleus.